Drosophila obscura is the source of this 1482-nucleotide messenger RNA. RefSeq names its product putative serine protease K12H4.7. The coding region runs from base 172 to 1482 and encodes 436 amino acids. Gene Ontology annotation, biological process: proteolysis. Lineage: Eukaryota; Metazoa; Arthropoda; Insecta; Diptera; Drosophilidae. The transcript is spliced from 7 exons. Gene Ontology annotation, molecular function: dipeptidyl-peptidase activity; serine-type exopeptidase activity. The record is from RefSeq and is a predicted model, not a curated record.
UGGCUACCACAACUAUUGGCUGUCCAUAAUCCUUAUAAAAUAAAUCUACAACUGCUCUUGCAGGAGCCCAGCUCCGGAUCCUAUACCAAAAACGAUGCCAUUUCGGUUGAAGAACUUUGGCUGCCGCAAAAAGUGGAUCAUUUCGAUGCACUCAACAAUCAGACAUGGCAGAUGCGCUAUUUACGCAAUGGCAAAUAUCAUAGAAAUCAAGGACCCAUCUACAUAUUUGUGGGCGGCGAAUGGAGCAUAAGUCCAGGCUUUCUGGUCACUGGUCUCACCCACGACAUGGCUGUGGAAAAUUCGGGCAUGCUGUUCUACACCGAACAUCGUUACUAUGGCCAGAGUUUGCCCCAUGGAGAGCAGAGCUUUGAGGUGGAUCAACUGAAGCAUUUGAGUAUCUAUCAGUCCCUGGCAGAUUUGGCUCACUUUAUACGCUACCAAAAGUCGCAGAAUCCGCGCAUGAAAGAGUCAAAGGUCAUAUUGGUGGGUGGCUCCUACGCGGGCAGCAUGGUGGCCUGGAUGACACAGCUAUAUCCCGAUUUGAUAGCCGCCAGUUGGGCGUCAAGUGCUCCACUGCUGGCCAAAGCGGAUUUUUAUGAGUACAUGGAAGUGGUUAGCCAAUCGAUUCGCCUAAGCUAUGGUCAAAAUUGUUCCACCAGAAUUCAAAAGGGUUUCCAUUACCUGGCGAAGUUGUUUACCGAAAAUCAGAUAUUGGAAUUACUGCGAAAACUCAAUGGCUGUGAGGAGUACGAUCCCAACGAUGUGCUGGAUAGAGCUGCCUUUUUCAAUGGUCUGGGCAACUAUUUUGCAUUGAUAGUGCAGAGUUAUAGUUCAUAUAUUCCACAGCUUUGUGAGACUUUAAUGUCGCUGCAUGCCAAUGAUGAGGUGGCCUUUGAGGGUUUCCUGGCUCUACUCUUUGCAGAGGGCAGACGGUCUACGGAUUGCCAGGACUUUGGCUAUGCGGCCAUGCUGCAGCUAUUCACCACUUCUGCUCUCUCCCUCUCUCUCACAGUUCGUGCCUGGUUCUAUCAGACAUGCAAUGAAUUUGGCUGGUACAGCACAACAGCCAGCGCCACAGGCACAUCUAUAGACACAACCAAUUCAUCAUUGGGCGCCACGUGGAGUACCUUUGCCAAUCAAGUGCCUUUGUCCUACUACGAGCGCCUCUGUUUGGAUGCCUUUGGUCCGGCGCAGACACGGGAACGGCUGGACCAGGGCAUUGAGCAGACCAACAAUCAGUUCGGUGGCUUUCAGUUCAAUCAGAGUGUGCGCUAUGGCAGGGUAUUCUUUACGCACGGCCAGCUGGAUCCAUGGCGCUCUUUGGGCAAGCAAAAUGGCAAUCAGGCGAUUGUCUUGAGGCGCUACUCGCAUUGCGAGGACCUGGGCAGCAUUCAAGUGCGGGACAGCGUGCAAAUGAAUCUGGCCAAGCUGCGUGUGAUGUCCUUUCUGCGUCGUCACACACGGUAUACUGCUCAUUCAUAA